Messenger RNA from Caenorhabditis sp. 36 PRJEB53466, 698 nucleotides. The record is from the annotation of a GenBank genome assembly. NCBI's taxonomy places the organism in Eukaryota, Metazoa, Nematoda, Chromadorea, Rhabditida, Rhabditidae.
AUGCCCGUCCGAGUGCCUGGAAAAGACGUUCGGCACGAGUACGAUGCGGCCGUUCGGCGAGUCCAACGGACCGAUAAGAUCCCGCCGAAGCUUCUGUUCUUAUGUGAGCUCAGAUUGGGUGAGGUUCGAGUGAUUAUGAGUUGUGAGCAUUUGCAGUGAGAGCCAUCUCUUCAUGCUUCGGCUUCUGCAUGUCCGUCUUUCUGAUCACCGUCGGCUGGAUGAAUAUGAGCAAUUGCGAGGCGGACAAGCACAUUCCGUACUGGCUCAUCGUCACCGGCGUCGUCAUUUUCAUCAGUGCUCUCAACUUUCCCUUCUACCUCGUCGGAGUGAGUUUUCUAAGAGUAUUUAGGAAUGAACUAAAAUUGUUUCAGAGACGUCGUGCUCGUGCGGCGAAAGCUCCUCAAGAGCCCACAGAAAAAGAGAUCAAAGAGCUGACCCCUUUCAAAAUGCACCGAAUCAGUCGGUUCACCUUCUGCUGCCUGUGCAUGUGCAUCCCGAUCGGCAUCCUCUGGACACUCGGCAUCUUCCACGGCCACGAGAACUGCGACCCUGUCACCUACUGGGCCGCGUUCACCGUCAGCAUUCUCUACCUCGUCUGGAUGGUUCUGAUGCUCUGCGUCUGCUUCCUCGGCUGCUGUAUCGUCGGCGCGGCUCGAUGCGCGAAUCAAGUGCGCAGUUCGGAAGCUGAGACGGCAUGA